AUGGAUAAGAGUUGGAUGAAGUUGCCACGAAGUUCGCGAGAGUAUAUUCGCGGGGUUAUGGCGUUUGUGAAAUUUGCACGUGAACAUGAGAGUAGAAAAGGGGUCAUUGUGUGCCCCUGUAAGAAGUGUUUGUUGGGCAAAUCAUGGUCCUGUGAAGUUGUAUUUGCCCAUUUAACGUCAGGUGCUGGGAUUAUUGAGGGUUACACUGAGUGGAUAAUGCAUGGGGAAUUACCUAUCCCUCCCGUUCAUAACGAGACAACACAUGAAGCUCCCAGGACGCUUCAAGUGGAUAGCGUUCCACUAAAUGGGGGGUCCAGUGGGAUGCAAGACAUGCUUACUGACGUUUUUGUGAUGCACGAUGUUUGUGUAGAAGUCGGUGGGCCUCAAGUGGGAGUUAACGCCGAAGCCGAAUUCGAGUCUGUGGAUGUUGAAAUUGACGACUCUAACAGGGUGCCGAAUAAGUUAGAAGAAUUGCUAAAGGAUGCCGAUACGCCACUCCAUGGAAAUACAAAACAUAGCAAAUUGGGAGCUAUUGUGCGUCUAUAUAGUAUUAAGUGUAUGAGCGGUUGGAGCAAUACAUCAUUCUCCAUGUUGCUCGAAUUCAUCAAUGAGCUGAUGCCUCCGGACACAAGUUUGCCUAAAGACACAUACGAGGCAAAAAAGUACUUGAAGGAUUUGGGCCUUGAGUAUGAGAAGAUAUCGGCUUGUCGCAAAGGUUGUAUGUUGUUUUGGAGGGAAAAUGAAAAGUUGAACAAAUGUACAUUCUGCAAUGAGUCCAGGUGGAAGGAUGACUUAACUAAUGAAGAUGGGUCGACAAAAAGUUUGAAAAAAAAGCCGGUCAAAGUGUUGCGUUGGUUUCCUCUAAUACCAAAGCUGCAGAGGUUGUUUAUGUCCCAUCAUACAUCGCCACAAAUGAAGUGGCACGCUCAAGGCCGUACAAAAGACGGUGUGUUGAGGCAUCCGGCCGAUGGAGAAGCAUGGAAGGCAUUCGAUUCACGUUACCCAGUAUUCGCAUCAGACCCGCGAAAUGUGAGGCUUGGUUUAGCGGCAGAUGGCUUUAAUCCUUUUGGGAACAUGUCCUCUAGUCACAGUACUUGGCCGGCAUACGGUGAUUUGUCAGGUUGGAGUACACAUGGCCGGAAACCAUGUCCUUGUUGUAGGCAUGAAACGCAAUCAACGUGGCUAACUUAUGGUAAAAAAUUCUGCUUUAUGGGACAUAGGCGAUGGUUGCCUCCGGAUCAUCCAUGGAGAAGAAACAAGAGACGAUUCAACGGUGCGCAGGAAAUGGUUGGUCCUCCCAAAGUGCCGGAUGGCGAUGAGAUCAUGAGCCAGUUAGAGUGUGUUGUCAAUCGGGCAACGACAGGACAGAAGUUGCCGGUUGGGGAAGUAGAUUGGAAGAGGCGAAGUGUAUUAUAUGAUUUGCCUUAUUGGAAAUAUCAAUUACUACGUCAUAACAUUGAUGUGAUGCACACAGAGAAAAAUGUGGUUGAUAACAUACUUGGCACGCUAUUGGACAUGAGCGGUAAAACCAAAGACAACCACGAAGCACGUCAAGACUUGCGUAAGAUGAAAUUGAGACCAGAACUCUGA
Alnus glutinosa is the source of this 1590-nucleotide messenger RNA. RefSeq lists its product as uncharacterized. The transcript is spliced from 2 exons. Bases 1 to 1590 code for a protein of 529 amino acids. NCBI's taxonomy places the organism in Eukaryota, Viridiplantae, Streptophyta, Magnoliopsida, Fagales, Betulaceae. The record is from RefSeq and is a predicted model, not a curated record.